GCUCCCGGAAGUGGCCGGAUCCGAAACGCAGGCUGAGCGGACCUCUGUCAGCCAGUCAGUCCGCUCGUCCGGUACCCCGCGCGCCUCGGCCUUCGUCGCCGUCCCGCGGUCCCUUUGGCCCGAAGGGCGGCCGAGGCGCUCGCCAUGGCGACGUUCGUCUCAGUGCAGCUGAAGAAGACCUCGGAGGUGGACCUGGCCAAGCCGCUGGUGAAGUUCAUCCAGCAGACGUACCCGAGCGGCGGGGAGGAGCAGGCCCAGUACUGCCGCGCGGCGGAGGAGCUCAGCAAGCUGCGCCGCGCCGCGCUCGGCCGCCCGUUGGACAAGCACGAGGGCGCGCUCGAGACGCUGCUGAGAUACUAUGAUCAGAUCUGUUCCAUUGAACCCAAAUUCCCAUUUUCUGAAAACCAGAUCUGCUUGACAUUUACCUGGAAGGAUGCUUUUGAUAAAGGUUCACUUUUUGGAGGAUCUGUAAAAUUGGCUCUUGCAAGCCUAGGAUAUGAAAAGAGCUGUGUGUUGUUCAAUUGUGCAGCCUUAGCUAGCCAGAUUGCAGCAGAACAGAACCUGGAUAAUGAUGAAGGAUUGAAAAUCGCUGCUAAGCAUUAUCAGUUUGCUAGUGGUGCCUUUUUGCAUAUUAAAGAGACAGUUUUAUCUGCCUUGAAUAGAGAGCCUACUGUGGACAUAUCUCCAGAUACCGUUGGGACUCUCAGUCUUAUCAUGCUGGCACAGGCCCAAGAAGUAUUCUUUUUAAAAGCCACGAGAGAUAAAAUGAAAGAUGCUAUCAUAGCUAAAUUGGCUAAUCAGGCUGCAGAUUAUUUUGGUGAUGCUUUUAAACAGUGUCAGUACAAAGAUACUCUCCCCAAGUAUUUUUAUUUCCAGGAGGUGUUCCCUGUCUUGGCUGCAAAGCACUGUAUCAUGCAGGCCUAUGCUGAGUACCACCAGUCUAUCCUGGCAAAACAGCAGAAGAAAUUUGGAGAAGAGAUUGCAAGGUUACAGCAUGCGGCAGAAUUGAUUAAAACAGUGGCAUCUCGCUAUGAUGAAUACGUCAACGUGAAGGAAUUUUCUGACAAAAUCAACCGUGCCCUUACUGCAGCAAAGAAGGAUAAUGACUUCAUUUAUCAUGAUCGAGUUCCAGACCUUAAAGAUCUAGACCCUAUUGGCAAAGCCACACUUGUGAAAUCUACGCCAGUCAGUGUACCCAUCAGCCAGAAAUUCACCGAUCUGUUUGAGAAGAUGGUUCCUGUGUCAGUGCAGCAGUCUUUGGCUGCCUGUGGUCAGAGGAAAGCUGAUUUAGUUAACAGAUCAAUUGCUCAAAUGAGAGAAGCCACCACUUUGGCAAAUGGGGUGUUAGCUUCACUUAAUCUUCCAGCAGCAAUUGAAGAUAUAUCUGGAGAUACUGUACCUCAGUCUAUACUGACUAAGUCCACAUCUGUGAUUGAACAGGGAGGCAUCCAGACUGUUGAUCAGUUGAUCAAAGAGCUACCUGAACUUCUACAAAGAAAUAGAGAAAUCCUAGAUGAGUCACUAAGACUGUUGGAUGAAGAAGAAACAACUGACAAUGAUUUAAGAGCAAAAUUCAAGGAACGCUGGCAAAGGACGCCAUCCAAUGAACUCUAUAAGCCUUUAAGAGCAGAGGGAAGCAACUUCAGAACUGUUUUGGAUAAAGCUAUGCAAGCAGAUGGACAGGUGAAAGAGCGUUACCAGGCUCACCGGGACACCAUUGCACUUCUGUGUAAGCCGGAGCUGGAGCUGAAUGCUGCCAUCCCGUCUGCUAACCCAGCGAAGACAAUGCAGGGCAGCGAGGUUGUAAAUGUCUUAAAAUCCUUACUGACAAAUCUUGAUGAAGUAAAGAAGGAAAGAGAGGGGCUGGAGAAUGACCUGAAAUCAGUGAAUUUUGACAUGACGAGCAAAUUUUUGACUGCUCUGGCUCAAGAUGGUGUGAUAAAUGAGGAAGCUAUUUCUGUUACUGAACUGGAUCGAAUCUAUGGGGGUCUUACAGCUAAAGUCCAAGAAUCUCUAAAGAAACAAGAAGGACUUCUUAAAAAUAUUCAGGUCUCACACCAGGAAUUUUCAAAAAUGAAGCAGUCUAACAGUGAAGCUAAUUUAAGAGAAGAAGUUUUGAAGAAUUUAGCUGUUGCGUAUGACAACUUUGUUGAACUUGUAGCUAAUUUGAAGGAGGGCACAAAGUUUUACAAUGAGCUGACUGAAAUACUCAUCAGGUUCCAGAACAAAUGCAGUGAUAUAGUGUUUGCACGGAAGACAGAGAGGGAUGAACUCUUAAAGGAUUUGCAACAAAGCAUUGCCAGAGAACCUAGUGCUCCUUCAAUUCCUACACCUGCGUAUCAGUCCUCUCCAGCAGGGGGACACACGCCAACGCCUCCAACUCCAGCGCCAAGAACCAUGCCGCCUACUAAGCCCCAGCCCCCAGCCCGGCCUCCACCUCCUGUGCUUCCAGCAAAUCGAACUCCUCCUGCUACUGCUCCAGCUCCAGCUCCAGCGAGCACUGGGACCACUGCACCAGCUCCAUCACAAACUCCUGGUUCAGCUCCCGCUCUGCAGGCCCAGGGACCCCCAUACCCCACCUAUCCAGGGUAUCCCGGGUAUUGCCAAAUGCCCAUGCCCAUGGGCUAUAAUCCUUACGCGUACGGCCAGUAUAAUAUGCCAUAUCCGCCAGUGUAUCACCAGAGCCCUGGACAGGCUCCAUACCCAGGACCCCAGCAGCCUUCAUACCCCUUCCCUCAGCCCCCACAGCAGCCUUACUAUCCACAGCAGUAGUGUGUCAGCUCAGAAGCUCAGCUGGUUCAGCUCAGAGGGAAAGAAAGACCAACCCUGCAAUAAGUGUACUAAACCCUACGCUCUGGUUAAUAUAACCUACUCUGAUGUACUGAACGCAGUGUGUAAUUUCUGUCUGCGGCUAGAAGCUGUGCCCCAGUUCCACAUUUGAUUGCACAUGGGCCAUUUGCUGCUGUUGCAGUAUAAAGACUAAGUGUAAUAGGAUUUGAAAUAAAUUACAUUACAGUUCAUAAAAGUUGAAAAUGAGAAAUUAAACCCACAAGUGAAACGUUUGAAAUUAUUAUACUUAGUUCUACAUAAGACAUGAUUGGAACAUCAGAGGCUUACAAUGAUGGUUUCAGUACUGAUAUUCAAGAAAACUAAGUUAUCUUUCUCUUUUGGUUUAUUGAUUUGGUUUAAUUUUCAUUAUGCUAUUUUGCAUAAUCAAAACAUUGUAAAUCUUAUAAUUUAAAAAUAAAUUCCUUAAGAACA
Molecule: messenger RNA, 3261 nt
Organism: Balaenoptera acutorostrata (minke whale)
Lineage: Eukaryota; Metazoa; Chordata; Mammalia; Artiodactyla; Balaenopteridae
Gene: PDCD6IP
Product: programmed cell death 6 interacting protein
Exons: 18
Coding region: 145-2772 (875 amino acids)
Biological process (GO): mitotic cytokinesis
Cellular component (GO): endosome
Molecular function (GO): protein binding
Source: RefSeq, a predicted model, not a curated record